This is a messenger RNA of Chara braunii, 3919 nucleotides long. The record is from the annotation of a GenBank genome assembly. Lineage: Eukaryota; Viridiplantae; Streptophyta; Charophyceae; Charales; Characeae.
UUCAUUCACCCACGCGUGGUGAAAGAAGCUCGCUUACCCACGACAGGGUCUCUGACUCCCAUCUCCGUUACCUUAGGGGAUGACAAAACCCAGCGUUUCUCCGAUCAGAUGGUCACCGACCUUCCUUUCUUCCUCACUCUCGAGCCGACUGAUCGUUCCCCGACGUCUCGUCGCCACCGCUCCUCUGCACAUUUUGAUGUGAUGGAGACGGGGUACGACUUCAUUCUCGGCACUUCGUGGUCUCGUCGGUUGCGCAGCACCGAGGCCGAUUGGGCGACCAACACUCUCGUUCUCAAAACGAAGUGUGGACAGACGUAUCGCGUACCUUUCAUAGGUACCACUGCGACACCACGCCCCGAUCCUCCUCUCCCGGAGCCUUCUGUGCCCACACCAUCUCCUUCUAUCACUGUGACUUCGCCUCGGCAGUUCGCCCAUUUCAUCCGACAGGACGACGUCACCUUCUUUAUGGUGAACGUGACGGAUCUCUUACACUAUGAUCCAUCCUGUCCCGACGCCGAGCUCCUCCCUUUGGAGCCAGAUCCUCCUUCCAUCUCCAUGGCUCCCAUCUCUACUUCUGUCCCUCCGCCGUCCGUCGAGUCCACCCCGUCGUCGCGCGCUGACGCUGACGCUGAGAAACUCRCACAAUAUACGGCUGACUUGGAGCCCGCAGUUCGUGACCUCAUCCGAGAGUACCACGACGUUUUCCCAUCGUCGUUCUCGUACGCCGGCAUCCCACCGAUGCGUGACAUCGAGCACUCCAUUCAGCUUGUGCCUGACUAUCGUGUUCAGCACCAGACACCCUACAGACUCUCGAUCCCCGAGGCCACCGAACUCAAGCAUCAACUUGAGGAGCUCCUAAGACUGGGUUUCAUUAAAUCCAGCAACUCCCCGUGGGGUGCACCCGUCCUCUUUGCUCGCAAAGCGGACGGAACUCUCCGUCUCUGCAUCGACUAUCGCGGUUUCAACCGCUACACGGUUAAGAACAACUACCCCAUCCCUCGUUCCGAUGAGCUGUUCGACCGCCUAGCAGGCAACUGUUUCUUUACGAAGAUUGAUCUUCGUAGCGGUUACCAUCAGAUCCGCGUCGCUGCAACCGACCAGCCGAAGACCGCGUUCCGAUCGCGAUUCGGCCACUACGAGUUCACGGUGAUGUCAUUCGGCCUCACUAAUGCUCCCGCUACCUUUCAGAGGGCGAUGAACGACAUCUUCAGGGACAUCCUGGAGCAGUACGUUCUCGUCUACCUCGACGAUAUCCAGGUCUACAGUCGUACCCUUGAGGAGCACCUCAGACACCUCCGCGACGUCCUUGACCGCUUGCGCAGACAUGGCUUCUACGCCAAGCUGAGCAAGUGUUGCUUUGCCCAACACAAAGUGGAUUUCUUAGGACACUACGUGUUUGACGAGGGUCUCCUAAUGGACGACGCGAAAAUCACUGCUAUUGCGGAGUGGCCCGCYCCCACAUCCGCCAAGCAGCUUCGCAGCUUCCUAGGCCUGGCCAGCUACUAUAGUAACUUCAUCCGGGGAUACGCUAGRUAUUCCUACGUCCUUACCUCCACCCUCCUCCGGAAGAACCCACCCUGGGCUUGGACACCCCUCCACGAGGACGCCUUCCGCGCCCUCAAGAAGGCGGUGACAUGCGCACCGGUUCUUCACCUACCCGAUUUUGACCGCCCUUUUAUCCUUACCACCGAUGCGUCAGACUUUGUUGUAGGAGCAAUGUUUUCUCAGGCUUUUCUGACAAAGUCGAAGCUCACUCCUCGACAGGCUCGCAGGCGGCGCGACCUAUCCGAGUUUAGUUUCACCACUGAGCACAUCAAGGGUGAGACUAAUCGGGUCGCAGAUGCCUUAUCCCGGCGCCCUGACCACGACCAGGAGCACAUCCAGCUCUCUUCCAUCUCGGUUACCGCUGUCUACCACUCGGUGAUCGACGAGUUUCGCACUCAGUACCGCGACUGCCCCGACUAUCGCGACAUCCACGAGACCCUUCGGAGCGGCAAGACCGUCCCGAACUACUCUCUCGGGGACAACGGUAUUGUGUACUGGCACGGUUCACAGGGCACCAGAGAGCCCCGUAUUUGCAUUCCCUCCACUGGACAGCUACGUGUCGGAGCAGUAACAGAGUUCCAUGACCAGGCAGCUGCCGGUCAUAUGGGCUUCCACAAGACGUUGGCUCGUGUGAGCCCCCUGUACGUAUGGCCGAAGCGCAAGGACUUUGUGAAGGACUACGUCGCAGAGUGUCCCACCUGUCAGGAUGUGAACAGUGCGAACCACUUGCCCUAUGGUUUGCUCCAGCCUCUUCCUAUCCCUGAGGGUCGUUGGCAGUCCAUCUCGAUGGACUUUAUCGGUCCCCUUCGUCCUCCGACCCCUCGCGGUCAUGAUGCUAUCCUGGUCGUCGUCGACCGCUUCACGAAGCGUGCACGCUUUGUUACGUGCCGCUAUGCCAUCAAUGCACGUGAGGUCGCCGACAUCAUGUUUGACCGAGUCGUGCGUGACCACGGCUUACCUCUGAGCAUCAUAUCUGACCGUGACCCGCGCUUUACCAGCCGAUUAUGGCGACGGCUCCACRAGGUGUACGACACUCAGCUCCGCUUCUCCUCGUCUUACCAUCCUCAGACUGAUGGUCAGACCGAGAUCACGAACAAGACUCUCGGAGAUAUUUUCCGAAAGAUUGUUCGUGACGACCAGCAGUGGGAUCUCCAUCUUGCCCACGCGGAGAUAGCCUACAACCACGCCGUCUCGCCAGCCACGGGGAUGUUGCCUUACUAUUGCAACCUCGGCUAUCACCUGCGUAUUUCCGCGGACUUCCUUCGACCGUCCCAGAUGCACCCCGACACGAGUUGUCCCGCGCUGGAUGAUUGGGUUGCACACAUGACGUCGAUUAUGAAGACCGCACAUGAGCACAUAGCCGCUUCCCAGACUCGCAUGGCAGCACGUGCGAACCGAUCGAGGAUGGAUCACCCAUUCAAGGUCGGCGAUGAUGUGCUUAUCGACGCCCGCCACUUACAGCUCGAAGCGGACACACUUCGCAAGUUUCGGCGUUGCUUCUUUGGCCCAUGCCGCAUCCUCCAGGCCGUCGGUUCUGAUACGGCAUCUAGCCCGGUCAGCUUUCGUGUGAAGCUGCCCGACUACCUACGCCAGGCUCGUGUGCAUGAUGUCUACCACGUCUCGUUACUGCGUCCUUACCGCAGACCGUCUGAGCGUUUCCCUGGACGACCAUACAAGCGCACUCCACCCAUCAUGGUGGAUGGCCACGAGGAGUUCCUCGUUUCAGACAUCAUUGGUCGCCGAGUCACCGACGACAACCCUCCCCACGUCGAGUAUCUCGUACGUUGGAAGGGUUACCCUGAUGAGGAGGCUACCUGGGAGCCCCUCGAGCACUUGCAGCACGCUCGCAUGUUGGUGCGUACUUAUGACCGUGCUCGUUGUGUUGGGUUCACUGCUCCUCCUCAGCCCACUGACCCUCCUCCUUCCCCCCGGCUUAGGAGACCGCUGAAGUCGAGCCUGCUCCAUCUGAGGCAGACCUUCAGCAGCAGCCGGAUGCUUCUGAGCGUCCACAACGCACUCGUCGUCGUCCUGCUCGAUACGAUGAUUGACUCUGACUUACCUUUCCACGUCCUUGACUUCUCAGUACUCCAUCCACUCCAGUUUUGCUACUUCGGCUCGUCGACGUUGCGGCUCUUCCUCGACGACAUUCCGGACUUCUCAUCGUGGACGUCAUCGGCAGCUUCAUGGACUUCGUCACGAUCAGCUCUGCCUACUUCAGACGUCGCCGCUCUCUUACCACUUUACCCUGUACAGUACCUGCUUGUGUCGCAUGAUGGUCUCCCUUUAGCCGGGUUCCUCUAAGUUGGGCUCUCCCUUGGUAUACGCAUAGGCAUCGGGACCGUAGCGUUGCCCUGGCUUCCCAUCUUACGGAUCU